Molecule: messenger RNA, 4165 nt
Organism: Plectropomus leopardus (leopard coralgrouper)
Lineage: Eukaryota; Metazoa; Chordata; Actinopteri; Perciformes; Serranidae
Source: RefSeq, a predicted model, not a curated record
AUGGCGGCGGCCCCGCUGUACUGUGUCUGCCGGCAGCCCUACGAUGUGAGCCGGUUUAUGAUCGAGUGCGACAUCUGUAAAGACUGGUUUCACGGCAGCUGUGUGCAGGUAGAAGAGCAUCAUGCUGUGGAUAUCGAUGUUUACCACUGUCCCAACUGUGAUGUCGUACACGGACCCUCCCUGAUGAAAAAGCGCAACAACUGCCACAGGCAUGACUACACAGAGCUGGACGAUGGAUCGAAGCCGGUGCAAGCCGGCACCUCAGUGUUUGUCAAGGAGCUGCAGAACAGGACCUUCGCCAGUGGUGAGGAGAUCCUGAUGCAGAUGAAGGGCGAGCAGGUGACAACAAGGUACCUGGAGAGACACGGCUUCAGCUACCCCAUCGUGGUCACAGAGAUGGAGGGCCUGGGACUCAAACUACCAGCUCCUACCUUCUCCGUCAGAGACGUGGAGCAGUAUGUUGGUGGCGACAAAGUCAUCGAUGUGAUAGAUGUGGCGCGGCAGGCAGACAGCAAGAUGAAGCUCAGCGAGUUUAUCAAGUAUUUCACCAACCUGCAUCGACCCAAGGUCCUCAACCUCAUCAGCCUGGAGUUCUCUGACACCAAGAUGUCGGAGCUGGUGGAGGUUCCUGACGUGGCUCAGAAGAUGUCCUGGGUAGAGAACUACUGGCCAGAUGACUCCUUCUUCCCCAAGCCCUUUGUCCAGAAGUACUGCCUUAUGGGGGUCAAGGACAGCUACACAGAUUUCCACAUAGACUUCGGAGGCACCUCCGUCUGGUACCAUGUUCUCUGGGGUGAGAAGAUCUUCUACUUGAUCAAGCCCACUCCCGCCAACCUUGCACUAUAUGAGGCAUGGAGCUCCUCGCCCAAUCAGAGUGAAGUGUUCUUUGGGGACAAAGUGGACAAGUGCUACAAGUGUGUGGUGCCCCAAGGAACCACCCUGCUCAUCCCUACAGGCUGGAUCCACGCUGUUCUCACCUCUCAGGAUUGCAUGGCGUUUGGAGGGAACUUCCUUCACAACCUCAAUAUUGGCAUGCAGCUCAGGUGUUAUGAAAUGGAGCGUCGUCUGAAAACCCCAGACCUCUUUAAGUUUCCGUACUUCGAGGCCAUCUGUUGGUAUGUGGCCAAAAACCUCUUGGAGACACUAAAAGAGCUACGAGAGGACAACUGUCCGCCACCAACCUACCUAGUGGAGGGAGUCAAGGCUUUAAUCAGUGCACUGAGGACCUGGUUGAAAAGAGAGGUGACUGAGCCCACCAGUGAGGUACCAGACCAUAUCAGGCCCAACCAUCUAAUUAAAGAGCUGACCAAGGAAAUCCGCUACCUGGAGGAGGAACCAGUCAGUGGUAGCAAGCCAGUGAAAUCUCAGGGAAGUGGGUGUGGAGUAGCAUCUGGAAUGAACGGCUGCCCGGCCACUCGCGCCACACUGGAGAGGCUGUGUCAGGCCCGGCAGGCGAGGAGGGCCGCCAGGCGGCUGAGGGAGCAGCAGCGGCACGGUCCCAAACUGCCCACCAACCUAGACAUCCUGGAGCAGCACACCAGGGAGGUGCUGCGGAGGCUGGAGGUGGGACCGCUCGAGGAGGAUGCGGCGUUCUGUGCCAAGGUUCGCGGGAAGCUCAACAAAGUGUCUACUGCAUCAGCAGCUGCUGCGGCAGAGUCUUUGGAGGACAACCACCUGCGGCUGAUGCUGGUCAACGGCAGAAUUAUCAGAGAUAUGAGGCGACCAGGCAGCAGCCCGGUGAAGACGGAGGGUGAACGGUCAUCUGUCGGCCCACCAAAGAGUCGUGUGGACGUGAAGUCGGAGAGGACACAGGACAGUCGAGAGCAGCACAGAACAGUCGAGAAACCCACACACCUCACUGACGGCGUGUUCCUGUGUUUCUCAGGCGGUCUGGAGAGGGUGAAGACUGAACUCAGGGAAGAAGUCUCAGGACACUCCAGUGUGUCAGACGUGGAUUCAGACAGUGACUCUCCCACAGAGCGCAAAGCGUCGUCGUCGUCGUCUUCUGACGAGGAUUCAGAGAGUUCCCAGGAGGAAGAGGAGAGGGGCUCGUCUCAGCAGAAAGGCUCAGGGCACACCAUAGACCAACUCAGGCACAAACACAAACCACUCAAACGAGAACGUCCUACCUCACCCAGCACAGAAGAGGCCAUUCAGGGGAUGCUGUCCAUGGCUGGUCUGCUGUGCUCCUCCAAGACGGAGAAGGUGGCCUCAUCCCGGGAGUCCUGGUGGUCGGGCUCCGGCCAGUGCUCGCCGCUUGAGCGGAGGGAGGAGGCGCAGCACCAGCACAGACUGCAGGGGGACAAGAGUCCGAUGGACAGCCAGGGCAACAGCAGCGAGGCCUGGGACAAUCAGGGGCUGCCCAGCCCAGACUACCAGUACUGUGACCCCUCAAUGUCUCCACCGCUGCACCCCUCAAAGAGGCACGCCCCCAACCCCCCGCCCAUCAGCAAUCAGGCCACGAAAGGCAAGCGGCCCAAAAAAGGAAUGGCCACAGCCAAGCAGAGACUGGGUAAGAUCCUGAAACUCAACAGACACAAUCGCGUCUUUGUGUAACACUCCAAAUCUUCAAAAGCAAAAUGACACGUGGGGGCGUAUUCUUGAAGAAGAAGAAAAAAAAGAACCAUUGGUGUAUUUGUUACCAGACACUUUUGUGCUGUAAAAAUAGAGAGAAGAAGAAGAAAAAAAAAAAAAACGAACACACUGCCUGGAGACUACCGAAACGUAUCGAAUCUUGACACGUAAAACACGCUCACUGUGCAUGCUUAGGAGACAGGGUAUCGGAUUUGAAAUAAGCAAGUGCACGGCUUCACCACAAGCACACUAAGAACAAAAACAGAAAGGAGCUACGGGAAGCGGAGAGGGACAAGCAUGUUAUGAAUUUUUCUGCUGCAGGGAAAGGUGGACUGAAGCUCCUGCGGGCAUUCGAAAGGACAAAUGAGAUGUAGGUCUACCAAACAAACAGAAAACGCUCGCUUUGCCGGGGAGCCAGUUCUGAUGCCAAGAUCAUCUGCAUCACAUUUUUAGUAUUUCCUCUCUCUGCUGAACGCACCCUCCACUCCGCACAAGCUUCACUCGCUUCACGGCUGUCUGAGACGAACUGAACAGGACGGAGGAGCAGAUGAAACGGAGCUGUAUAUCUCUUGCAGGGUCUUUUUUUUUUUUUUUUUUUUUUCCCUCUGGCUCUGAGGGGGGAAACGAGGUGCUAAGGAGGACGCGAUGAACUGAGAUUUCAAAAUGGUGCUUAUUGUUUGUACUUUUCUCCACUCAUGCUUGUCCCUUCCAGCCCCUCCUUUAUCUCAAUCACACCAGCAAUAAUGACUUUGAGGAGAGAGGAAAAUGAGAGAGAGGCAGCACUUUGGUGCAUUCUUCGCCCCAAUUCCUCAGUUUGUAGAAGAAUCUGAAUGAGUUUGCAGAAUUGAAGUCGCGACGGGUCGAUAGCUCCAAAUCUUGAGGACGCGAUUCUCCGUUCCCUCUGCGUUUGGAGAAACUGCCUCAAGCAAAGGAGUUUAAGUAUCUCGGGCUCUUGUUCACAACUGGAGGUGAGAUGGACGGGUUUGGUGCGAUGUCGGCGUGCUGGACCGGGAGCUGAGCCAGGAGGCAGAGCUCUCGAUUUACCAAUUCAGGGCUUCCCACACAUUAUUUUAUCCGUGGUGGUCCGCCGUGAUUGAAACAUCUGCCGCCACGUGUUGACGUUACAUAUCAGGAGCUGCACCGUUCAUUCGGAGAGUCCUUGGAUUAUGUAUACUGUGCACCACACUAUUGGAGCGCAGAGCGUACUGUGGGCACAGACAGAGCAGCAGAAAAUUAGUCCAAGUGAAACAUAAUAACGUGCAUUAAGUUGCCUCUGCAGCUCCUCUCAUCCAUCACUCUUAUCUGAUCAGCUCUGACCGGAUCGACAGAUCAAUCAUCCACCCAACGGUUAAAACUCCACAAACUGCAGCUGAGGAAAAAUAAACUCGUGAAGAGCUCCGCCUGCGCUGCGGUCACGGACCGGCGAAAACGUCACAGAAUGACAACCAACCAAUUGGAGGCGCUGGAGAGAUUUUAUAUAUCGUUAUAGAUCUCAUUUGGCGUGGGAACGCCCAGGGAUCCCUCAGGAGGAGCUGGGAGGCGUUGCCAGGGAGACGGACGUCCGCAGUACUUUGCUCAGCCUGCAGCUUGG